CUAAUAGCCAAUGGCAGGGCAGGAGGCGGGAUUUGUCGGAAUACGGGUGAAAAACUAAAAGUAAGGCUGACCGGAGAGUGAAGAGCGCACAGAGUCAGAAUGAAGUCCAUACCGGAGGAUUUAACCACACUCGUCUCAGAUUUGGAAGCAUUUCUGAACGAGGUUCUGAAAGGGGAAAAUCUGAGCAAGAAGGCAAAGGAAAAAAGAGAUGCUUUUAUAAAAAGGAUAAAGGAGGUCAAAGCCAGUUACCCUCAGGAUUUCAAGGAAAAACGAGAUGAAGAGUGGGAUGAGAUUGAGGAAGCGGACAGCAACAAUGAUGGCAGUUCACUGCACUCUGAGCGCACGGAUAGAGACGAGGAGCCGGCAUAUGAUGGAAUUCAGCAUGCCCCUCCAGUAGCAGCUCAAGAUCUUCAAGCCGUGUUCAAGAGUGGUUAUCUGGAAAAACGAAGAAAAGAUCACAGCUUCUUUGGCACAGAGUGGCAAAAGAGAUGGUGUGCUCUGAGCAACCACACAUUCUAUUAUUAUGGCAGUGAGAAAGAUAAACAGCAGAAGGGAGAGUUUAAUAUCAGUGGUUACACUGUCAAAAUGAACAACAAUUUGCGCAAAGAUUCCAAGAAAGACUGCUGCUUUGAAAUAUCUGCUCCUGACAAGCGUGUUUAUCAGUUCUGUGCCUCCUCACAGAAAGAGGCAGAGGAAUGGGUAGAGCAGAUUAGCUUUGUGAUAAAAGACAUGGAAGGCGUCAUUCCUUUGGAGGAGGAACAGGACACCUAUGAUGACUGCUUACCUUUGAAUGCAGCAUCCAUGCCUGCACCCAUUGAUGACGAUAUCUAUGAGGAGCUUCCUGAGGAGGACAUGCCUCCCACUAAUAAACCAGCACCGGAGCCAGUCAGCAAACCCCCUGUAGCACUUCCAGUGACAGCAGUAAAUAAGAGCACAGACUACAAGAACUACUUCCAGGGUUUGUGGGACUGCACUGGAGACCUACCUGAUGAACUGUCCUUCAAGAGAGGAGACAGCAUCUACAUCCUCAGCAAGGAGUACGAUACUUUUGGCUGGUGGGUUGGGGAGAUGAAAGGUGUCAUUGGCAUAGUGCCUAAAAGCUACUUGACAGAGCUUUACAUUCUGUAAAGGCCUUAAAGGUCAUCUGAAGUUCCUUUAACUCUGCCUCCUUGAGGUAAUGCAUUUCGCAUUAAUUCCAGUCUUUUUCUUGCCAGGAUGAUGGAUGGUUACUAUUUCUGUCAGGUGUAAAGUGUACCGCAAAAGACAAAUAUGUUUAAAAUAUGUGUAUGUGAAAAAUGUUUGCUUAAAAUUGUUGCUCUCUAAGUUAAUUAAAUGCAGUGUAUUAAAAAGUGGAAAAAGACAAGUUUAAUUGUUUGAAUUAUGAAUGAUGUGUGAAUUACGAUUGUUGAAAAUUAUGCUUGUUAAGUUAUAUUAUAAAAAUGUAGUGUUAUAUAAAAUAACGAGCUCUAAAAA
Molecule: messenger RNA, 1473 nt
Organism: Pangasianodon hypophthalmus (striped catfish)
Lineage: Eukaryota; Metazoa; Chordata; Actinopteri; Siluriformes; Pangasiidae
Gene: skap2
Product: src kinase associated phosphoprotein 2
Exons: 13
Coding region: 100-1128 (342 amino acids)
Cellular component (GO): cytoplasm; plasma membrane
Molecular function (GO): protein binding
Source: RefSeq, a predicted model, not a curated record